Prorocentrum cordatum is the source of this 1275-nucleotide messenger RNA. NCBI's taxonomy places the organism in Eukaryota, Dinophyceae, Prorocentrales, Prorocentraceae. The record is from the annotation of a GenBank genome assembly.
AUGGCUCCCAACCAAGAUAGCAAUGGUCCUGGCAUCUAUGAUGGGCUGUGGGCACUCUUCGACGCCGAUCGUAACGGCAACCUCACGUACACAGAGUGGACUGGAGCCUUCAAUCAGGUGGACAGGGAUGGCGAUGGCUCGAUCACGAAGAAGGAGUUCCUGAGUAGUGGAGGCGACGAUAAGGUGUUUGAGAUCUUCAAGAAGCGCAACAAGUGCGCCAUCACAUUCGACGAGUGGUGCAAGACAUUUGAGACCAUGGACACCAACAACAGCAAGACUAUCAGCUCUGCCGAAUGGACUGCCUUCCUGUCGCACACCAGGGAGGAAAACAGGUAUGGCCUGUCCAAGGCCGAGAAGCAGGCCGCGAAGAAGGCCCUCGAGCUGAAGAAGCUCCAGUCUCCGACGUCUCCGACGUCUCCGACGGCCCCGGCCUCUCCGAAGGUGCCAGGGCUGCUGGUGCAGAGCAUGGGCGGGCGGAUCACCUCGAGGCAGAGGGACGUCCGAGCGCUGGCCGGGGUGCCGUACCCAGAGGAGAUGCACGCGUCGGUGGCUCGGGUGUGGUCCAUGUUUGCCAGCGGUUUGCGGGACGACGCGUACAUGGAUCGCCUGACGCGGGGCCGUGAUUACGACAAGGACGCGGCGUUCGAUCUGGCGACCGUGCUGGACGCUGCGCGGACGUACGGCCCCCCGAAUGUUGCAAUCCUGGCGUCCUCGUCGAACGAGUGCUCCAUUUACGGCGGCAAGAUGCAGGUCUUACAUGCGGAACGUAGACAGAAGGGCUGGGGACCUGUCGACUUCCAUGGUGCGUUCGACCGUGUUACAAAGACGUUGUAUUUGAAUUCCACCAUACUCAAGAUGCCCUCGCGGGAGUUGGAGUGUGUACUUAUACAGCUAAUGGCGUAUUGGGUUAUCCAAGAGCUCGGCGCUGGAGAGAUCGAUGGAAAUGAGGGCUUCAGAGCAGUGAGCAUGAUGACAGACCUGAAGGUGAAAGUCGAGGUGAGACAAAUCUUACAGCACUACAACGAGCAUGGCUUCAUCAAGACCCGGGAGCAGAAGAAAGCAGAUAGGAAAUUUGUCCCUUGUGAGUUCGCUUGGACUGGAGAUGCCCUCUCGGGCAAGUAUGUUAUCAGUGAGUCCAGGGUAGUUCAUCCAACUGAUGAGUUAUUGGCGACGCAGGAACCAGCACCCAAGAUCAGCUCCGCCGGCGCGCAAGGACGACGAGCUCGGAGCCCAGCGACGAGGACGAAGACGAACGUCACGUUCGGCGUCGACUGA